This is a messenger RNA of Salvia splendens (bonfire salvia), 1557 nucleotides long. Its product is annotated as LRR receptor-like serine/threonine-protein kinase FLS2. The record is from RefSeq and is a predicted model, not a curated record. The coding region runs from base 39 to 1517 and encodes 492 amino acids. NCBI's taxonomy places the organism in Eukaryota, Viridiplantae, Streptophyta, Magnoliopsida, Lamiales, Lamiaceae. The transcript is spliced from 3 exons. Gene Ontology annotation, molecular function: protein binding.
UGUUACUUUAAAAAACGAACUCCAUAACAAGCUAACUAAUGGAGAAUUUUAUAUUUUCCUUUGCUCUUUCAAUCAUAUUAUUAAACAGCUUCACCCUCUCUUUGAAUUCCACCACAGAUAAAUAUGCACUUACUUCCUUCAAAAACUCCAUCACUUCCUACCCUUAUGCCUUCAAUUGGCCACAAAACACAUCUGUUUGUGAUUGGAUUGGUGUAUCGUGCGGCCUCAAACAUGGCCGUGUCACUGCUCUCAAUCUCUCUGGCUACGGCCUUGUUGGAACUGUCGCUCCACAUCUCGGAAACUUAACGUUUCUGAGAUAUUUGGACACCAGUUCCAAUAGUUUCGCGGGGAUCUUACCCUUUGAGCUCUCUAAGCUGCGCCGUUUGAAGGUAAUGAACAUGGGAAUGAAUUCAUUCACCGGAGAAAUACCAACAUGGUUUGGCAGUUUACCUCAACUAGAGGAACUCUAUCUGUUCAACAACACUUUUGUAGGUACAAUUCCUUCAUCUUUGGUUAACAAUUCCAUGUUAGAAAUAUUGCACUUGUACCGUAAUCAAUUGAGUGAAUCCAUUCCACAUGGUAUUUUCUAUAUGUCUUCACUCAGAGAUGUUAGAAUUAGAAAUAAUAGCCUAUCAGGUUGGCUCCCAAAUGAUAUGUGCAACAAUAUGCCAAACAUCAAAGCUUUGGUACUUUCUCAUAACCAAAUUGGAGGGCAGAUUCCACCAAAUAUAUGGAAAUGCAAACGUCUCGAGACGUUAUCGUUAUCCUAUAACAAUUUCAAUGGCAACAUCCCGCGUGAAAUCGGGAGAUUGAGGGUGCUUAGAGAGCUGUACUUGGGAUAUGUUAAUGGUUUUCAAGGAGGGAUUCCAAUAGAAAUAGGAAAUCUUUCAAGGCUAGAGAUAUUGCACAUCGACCAUGCUUCUCUAACUGGAGAUAUUCCUUCUUCAAUCUUCAACAUUUCUUCCUUGAGGGUCUUGAGUUUGGUUUACAAUAAUUUGUCAGUUGUCGACGGGAUUUCGCCUCCCGGGACUUCUAAUCUAUCUUCCGGUAUCGCGUUAAGGAGAUUAUCCUUAACAAUUGGUGCUUUCAUCCUCGAACUCAUGGCCGAAGUCAAUCUUCCUUCAUGGUCGGAGAUAUCGCAAGCAUCUGAAGGCUUGCAAUGGAAUUCAACAGCAGCAACAUGGGAGAAUAUUCUCGCUAGGCUCGCCCGGCUCGAGACCCGAUUGGUUGAGCAUGAGCGCAGAGUAGCAGUAACGCACUCUCCGCUCCGGCCCGAACCUGAUCCACCCGACCAUGUGUUGGCCUCGUUGGGGCGCUUGGAGGCGCGUUUGGAUGCGUCGGAGAGGCGUGCGGCCUUCGCACAGCCGCCGCCGCGGCCCGACCCCGAUCCACCGUACGCGGAUUGGCAGAGGGGGGGAGAGGAAUCAGGGCGGCAGAGAGCAGUUUUAACUGCAGCAACCGCGGUUCAACUGAUAUGUUUUGUACUGCUAACUGAUAUAUUUUGUGUUAUUAACUGAUAGUUAUCAAUGUUCUCAUUAUUUUGAGAUAGUUCUGAAA